UCACGACGCACGCACUCCCUCCUUCCCUCCCUCCUAUUUCUACCGCCGACGCGGCCGCGAGCCACGGCGAGCAGCGGCGGAGCAGCGACGCGGCGGCCAUGGAGAGGACCGCGGCGGAGGCAGCGGCUGGGGGGAAGGGGGCGUGGAGGGACGGCGCCGUGACGUACCUCCACCUCCUCUUCUACAUCGCCAUCUCCGGCGGCCAGAUCUUCUUCAACAAGUGGGUUUUAUCCUCAAAAGAGAUCAACUUCCCCUAUCCUGUGGCAUUAACUCUGCUGCACAUGGUUUUCUCAUCUGUAGUGUGCUUCGCAAUUACAAAGAUCUUCAAGAUUGUAAAGAUUGAGGAGGGAAUGACUACCGAUAUAUAUAUUAGUUCAGUCAUUCCAAUCGGAGCAAUGUUUGCAAUGACACUCUGGCUAGGGAACAGUGCUUACCUCUAUAUAUCUGUUGCAUUUGCACAGAUGCUGAAGGCGAUAAUGCCAGUAGCUGUGUUUCUCCUUGGAGCUGCCUUUGGCCUUGAAGAAAUGAGUUGUAAAAUGCUUGCUAUCAUGUCUGUCAUCAGUGUUGGGGUUAUUGUGGCCUCUGUUGGUGAAAUUACAAUCAGCUGGGUUGGUGUGGUUUACCAGAUGGGUGGAGUUGUCGCAGAAGCCCUUAGACUGAUCUUCAUUGAGAUUUUUCUGAAGAAAAAAGGUGUUAGGCUUAAUUUGAUUUCCAUGAUGUACUAUGUUAGCCCUUGCAGUGCUUUGUGUCUCUUUAUUCCCUGGUUGUUCUUAGAGAAGCCCAAGAUGGAUGAAAGUGCCUCAUGGAACUUCCCACCAUUCACAUUGUUCUUAAACUGCCUGUGCACUUUCAUCCUCAAUAUGUCAGUUUUCCUUGUCAUUUCCAGAACUAGUGCACUGACAGCUCGUGUUACGGGAGUUGUGAGGGAUUGGUCCGUGGUGUUGCUGUCAGCUGCUAUCUUUGCUGAUACACAGCUUACCUUUAUAAAUAUAAUUGGCUAUGCCAUAGCAAUAGCAGGUGUGGUUGCAUAUAACAAUCGUAAGCUCAAACCGAAACCCCAAGGGAAUGAGCAGCAGAGUGCUGACAGCAAAGCCAACCCAGGAAGCCCGCAAGAUGUUGAGACAUCGAUCUCGACUAAAGAAGCUUCAUAGCACUGAAAGCUGUGAGGUUUUGAACAGAUUUUUGAAGAAGGAGAAAUGAGCUCUCGCUUUUCCUUUGAGUUGGUCAGCUCUCCUUGGAUACAUUUUUUGUUCUCUUCCUACUUAUCAGCAGGGAAGACAUUUUGUACAACAAUGCUUAAAGAAGCGAAGUGUAUACGUUAGCGUACCGUUUUGUUCGCUCGAAAAAGUCAGAGCACGCCAUACAUAUCAACUAGGUUCUGUAGAUGUAUUUUGUUGUCAUUUGAACUUGCUGUAGCAAUUUAUCAGGUUCUUCACAAAUAUGCAACCUGAUUCUUAUACAAUGUUUUCCUUACCUAGGAGGUCCUGCCAAUGGAGGACUGCCUGUGUCAAGUAUGUGCAAAAUUUUCAAAGAUCAAUAGUUUGAUAUGUAACCUCCAAAAACUACUUAAAUUCAAUGUCAAUCCAUUCUAUACA
Messenger RNA from Oryza sativa Japonica Group (Japanese rice), 1595 nucleotides. RefSeq names its product probable sugar phosphate/phosphate translocator At3g14410. Gene Ontology annotation, molecular function: antiporter activity. Gene Ontology annotation, cellular component: Golgi apparatus; endosome; trans-Golgi network. The record is from RefSeq and is a predicted model, not a curated record. NCBI's taxonomy places the organism in Eukaryota, Viridiplantae, Streptophyta, Magnoliopsida, Poales, Poaceae.